AGUGCAUAACUAUAGUUUUGAUUUUAAUAAAAUUUUGCAUUUUUACACGUUUAAAUGAAUUGGAAUAUUCUUUUUUUAUUUGUAAUGUAUGGACCCCUGAGCGUGUCACCCUGCAAAGAUUGGUCAUGUCUAAAAAUAUUUAAGAAGAACAAAGGAAAAAAGGUGCCAACAAUUAAUGAUGCGAGUAUACAGGAAUCGAGAAACAGCUAUCUAUGGAAAGCGGAACUUACAAUGGAAAUGGUGUACGACAAGGAAUUGGUGUCGUUAAUGAAUCAUGUGAAAACGUUUGACACGGUCCACGAUGUGUUCGAUGAAUCUGACGUACAGUUCUUGAUGGUAGAUUGUAAGACAGACGAUAAAUGUCUGAUGACCAAAAAAAAAAAAGUUAAAAGGUACAACAGGAAAAUCCAAGGCAUUCAGUGUCUCAACGGAUUGUAUGUGAUGAGCGUCGUGGACGGUUUGGACGAAUUGACGAACAACGGCGCCAUGAGGGAAGCGUUCAAUGAAAAAACCAAAGAUUAUCUGGUCUACAUGUCUCGUAUGUUGUCUUUGACACACAAAGCCAAAUGGGUUGCUUAUCCGUGGCUAAUCGGUGCCUUUAUCUUCCUGGACGGGUUUGUGAAUUCAGAAGCAAUGGACGAGAUGUACAAGGACCGGUUAAACGCGUUUACUGUAAACGUCAAGCAAGAUCUGGAGGUUUUCAUUGAUGCAUGUAGAGAUGAAGGAUACUUACCUAGCGGGAAUAAUACAACCGAUGUCGGUUUGGUAGUGAAAACUCUGUACGGCAACAACGAGUUGAAGCAAGUUUUCAGCCUGGAUGAACAGUUCACCACAAAGAACCUGAUGAUGUAUCACUUGUAUGAAGGUAAAAAAAUCGUUUAUGGAAAAACGCAUGGAAUCGAUUUGAAAUGGGUAGAUUUCUCGUUGAAUCUAUACAACAGAGCCGUUGUUAACAAACAUAUGUACAGCAUUCACAAAUGGGAACUAGACCUAUUCGACAAUCUAACAUACCACAAACUGUUCUCGGCAUAUCUCCACGUGCAAACGUUGUACUAUGUGUGGUUGCACGUGAAGACGAACCUUACUAUAUUGACCAGUCUUAAAGCGUCGUGUACCGGCAAAAGCGAAUUCAAACUCUAUCAAACUCUGUACUCUAGCUGGUACAGUCUGGCGGAUCCUCUUAGAGAAGCCAUGACCGUUUUUGGAUUGCAAGACGGCAUUUACUGGACGGUGCUGCGCGGUUUAAUGGACGAACCCAAUGAGAAAGAACUCGGUGAUUGGGAAAUGAAAGCGAGACAAACAUUUUUAGUAAUAGCGGAACGUCUAAAGCUCGGUAAUGUAGCUAAUAUCAACGAACGUUUAUUAUACGUUGGCGCAUCGGCGGAUUCAGAAAAUAAUCUAACCUUGAUCGCAAAUAACGUCGAGGAGCUAAACAAGUUCACCGUACACAUACAGGAGAUAUUGAAACCCAUUGACGUUUGGUUCGUAAAAAUGUUAACAAAUGCCAAAACUAACUUGACAUUUUAUUCGCGUGGAAAUUUUAAAAAUUACCGUUAA
Molecule: messenger RNA, 1557 nt
Organism: Adelges cooleyi (spruce gall adelgid)
Lineage: Eukaryota; Metazoa; Arthropoda; Insecta; Hemiptera; Adelgidae
Exons: 4
Coding region: 55-1557 (500 amino acids)
Source: RefSeq, a predicted model, not a curated record